This is a messenger RNA of Lactuca virosa, 1178 nucleotides long. Lineage: Eukaryota; Viridiplantae; Streptophyta; Magnoliopsida; Asterales; Asteraceae. The record is from the annotation of a GenBank genome assembly.
GAGACACACCCACCACCUUUCCGAAACACCAAAAACCUCCAUAACCAAAACCUAAACUCACUGAGUUACAGAGAGAGAAACAACAGAGGUUGUUUAGAGAGAGGGAGCUAGAAGCAUGUCGAAAGAAGUGAAUGAAGCCGGAGAAACGGCGAGGAGGGAUUAUGUUGACCCACCGCCAGCUCCUCUCCUUGACAUGGGGGAACUGAAGCUCUGGUCAUUUUACAGAGCCUUAAUCGCCGAGUUUGUCGCCACCCUCCUCUUCCUGUACGUCACCGUGGCCACCGUCAUCGGCUACAAGAAAGAAACCGACCCAUGCGGCGGAGUUGGCCUCCUCGGAAUCGCUUGGGCAUUCGGCGGUAUGAUCUUCAUCCUUGUUUACUGCACCGCCGGUAUCUCUGGUGGACACAUCAACCCUGCGGUUACAUUCGGGCUAUUCUUGGCAAGAAAGGUGUCGUUAAUAAGGGCAGUAGCGUACAUGAUUGCACAGAGUUUAGGUGCAAUCUGUGGUGUGGGUUUGGUGAAGCUGUUCAUGAAAUCGUACUACAACUCGUUAGGUGGUGGUGCAAACUCAAUUGCACCAGGGUACAACAAGGGUACUGCACUUGGUGCUGAGAUUAUUGGCACCUUCGUUCUUGUCUACACCGUUUUCUCUGCUACUGACCCUAAAAGGAGUGCGCGUGACUCUCACGUUCCGGUUUUGGCGCCACUACCAAUUGGGUUUGCGGUGUUCAUGGUGCAUUUGGCCACCAUUCCCAUUACUGGAACUGGUAUCAACCCUGCUAGAAGCUUGGGUGCUGCUGUGAUUUACAACAAUGAAAAAGUCUGGGAUGACCAAUGGAUCUUUUGGGUGGGACCAUUCAUUGGAGCAUUGGCUGCAGCUGCAUACCAUCAGUAUAUAUUGAGGGCUGCAGCCAUCAAGGCUUUAGGUUCGUUCAGGAGCAAUGCUACAAACUAGAAGUGAGGGGAAGGGCACAUGUGUAAUUGCACCUGAGCGAUUUCUUCAUUUUUCAACUUUAAUUUAUGAUUGAUAUGUUGUGUAUUAAUUAAUGGAUAUGAGGAAUGUUUGAUUUUUUUUUUCUUAUCAAAUUUCUUUUUAAUAUUUUAGAUUUGGCUGUGUAUUUAUUUGGUCUUGAUUAGUGAAAGUGGUGGUGUUGUUCUUCGUUUCUGAUUCUCACUUA